GUCGCUUUGAAUAAAAAGUCGUCGCUUGGUCGCUAAGGCUUUAAAAAGGUCGCUAAUAGCGACUAAAGUCGCUUAGCGGUAACGCUGGCUCAGAGAUCUCCGAGCUAAAAAUGUAACAGAAUUCUUUUUUUGACAUACACGGAGAAAAAUGAUCGGUUAAAAACAACGUAAAACUCGUGUAAAAUUAACAGAGAAGAUUGUUAAUAUAGCACCUGCAAACUAACCCCGGUUAAAAUUACACGAGUCGACUCGGUUAUUAAAAAUUGUUUAAUUUUACCCACUUUCUCGGUUAAAUUUUAAUUUAAUCUCAAAUUUUAACCGAGAUUCUUGAUCAAUAUAAACAAGUUAAUCGGUUAAAAUAACCUUCUAAAAUGGUAAUUUUAAACAAUUUAACUUAACCGAGGCGACUACGUUGAUUUUAGCAACGAGAACUACGUAGUUUUUAGCCAAGACUACGUUAUUUUUAACACAUUUCAUUUAACCCACUACUCGGUAGGUCCAUUAUUUUUCUGCGUGUAUAGGUACAGAAACACGCUCGUUGUUCUAAAGAUGACCCGAUCCUUCUUUUUAUCGAUAACCUUGCCUUUCAUUGUGGACAAGACAGCAUAUUAUUCUGCCGUGACCCGUGAAUCAAAUCAAAUAAUUAACUGUAAGGGUGGGUUUGACGCCCCUUCAUAAACCCUACUGAUUGUGGAUUCUACUGAUAUAUUACUUUAUGGAAAAUUCCCUUGAAUUAAAAUUAUUGUAAUUCAAAAAUUUCAAGAACUAAAAUCUUCGAUAACCUUCUACUCAAAUUGAAGAUCUUACAAUCAGAAAAUUUUCUUGCUCAAAUCUGAUGCUACUUCUUCUAUUGCUGUAAUCAUUUAGAAUAAGAAGUAAUGCAUUUUAUUUUAAUCAAAUCAGUUGACGAGAAGUCGCAUUAGCGUUCGCAUAGUAUGUCUUUUCGGGCCUUUUGAUUACAGCAGUGAAAUACAAAUAUUAAUCAUUUGGUUCUCUUGUUUCUUUAGUGUCUUAUCUCAAUACCAAACGGAAAAAAGUAACAUGAACAAAUUAUAUUCUGAUUUUACAUUUUAAAAUCUAUAAAGUUUGAGUGGAAAUAAGAUUCAUUUGACAGAUAAGAUAACAAAAUGAAUAGUAAAUUUAUAAAGUUAUUAUGCAUGGUGAUUGUGCUAGAAAUUUCGACCAAUGUCCAUGCUCAAUAUUCAAAUUCGAUUUUAAAUCAGCUUUAUAAGCAUACAGAUGAACCUAUACAGAUCCUUGAGCAUGGAGAUAGUGAAUACAGUUUUAUGGAUUUAGAAAUGGAUACUCCUAUCAGGUUUUAUAGUAAAACAUACAGUCGACUUUAUAUAAAUACAAAUGGAAUUUUAACAUUUACCAAAGAAUUUCCCGAAUAUCUCAAUCAAGAAUUUCCAGCGAAUAUUCCAUCCAUUGCACCAUUUUUUGCAAACGUAGAUACAUCAGCUCAAAAUGACUCAACCAUCAUCAGUCUCUUCGAAUCACAUCAUCGUGAGAAAUUACAAAAGGCAAAUGAACUUGUUCGCAUAAUAGUUUCCGAUAAUGCAUUUGAAGCCACAACAUUAUAUGUGGCUACUUGGGAGAAUGUUGGAUAUUAUGAUAAUCAAACAGAUAAGUUGAAUACUUUCCAGGCUGUAAUAAUUUGCAACUCGUAUGAAACAUAUGUUCAGUUUAUUUACCCGAAAGGAGGCAUCAAUUGGAUGCAAGUUGAUUCUUCGGGAUUUGGGCUACUUGAUCUUCCAGCUCAAGCGGGUUUUGUCUCGGAUGAUGGAAAAUACUUCAUGAUCAAUGGAUCCGGAACUGAAAAUGUUUUGCAUUUCAGUGAGAUGUCUAAUAUUGGAAUCGAUGGUGUUUUCUUAUAUCGUGUUGGUCUGCUUAGUUAUGAUUCAAAUAUUUCGGAUGAAGAUAUUAAAAAAACUAUCAAUGAUAUUGCUCCCCCAAUGUCUUGUGCGGAAGGUGGUAGUGAAAAAUGUCAUUCUAGGGCUGCUUGCGACGACAUAUCAGAUGGAUUUUGUUGCAAAUGUUUUAGGUGGUACUACGGAAACGGGCUUUCUUGCAUCAAAACUUCAGUUCCUUUUCGUGUUUCUGGAUUACUAAGUGGCGAAAUUAAUAAUCGGCCUAUUGAAAAAUCUGCGAACAUUGAAUCUAUCAUAGAUUUGAAAAAUGGUCUUAGUACAACUUCUAUCAAUUCGAUCAGUGACGAAUUGGGAUCCCAGUUAAAGUUGGCUCUGCCAGUUUUUAGUUCUAUUGGCUGGCUGUUUGCAAAACUAUUAUCCCCCAAAAUUAUGAAUGGCUAUCAAUUGACCGGUGGUAAUCUCGACAUUAGCUCUGAAUUGAUUUUCGAGUCUGAUGAAAUACUGUAUAUCAAUCAAAACUAUGAAUUCAGAAAUCAUCAGCAGACAAUUAAAAUUGAAAUAAACGGACACGUACCCCAGGUUAAGUUUGACGAGCAUAUUAAAAUUCCUGGUUUCAUCGAAGAACUGAAAUUCACAUCCCCUUAUUCAAUUUCUUCAACUAAAGACCAUCACAUUGAGAUUCCAUCAAAGAACAAAACUAUCAAAUUUCAGUUAAACCAAAAUAUAGUAUAUGAUGAGUCAUUGCACUCAUGCAACAACAACUCCACUGAUCUAACCGAAAAAAUUUCUUUCUUAAAAGUUUCUAAUAUCUCCUAUGGCUUGGAAAGUGGAACGCAUAAACAUUCCCUUGUUACCAAAAUUGGUGAUGAUGCUUCUCUCAAUCCUUGUACCAGUGGUUUAGCAAAGUGCUGGGAGCUUAGUAAAUGUGUCCCAAAUGAGGAAUCAUAUGAAUGCGUUUGUUAUAUUGGAUGGAUGGUGAAUAUGACCAAAGAGGGUGGAGAGUGCGUUGAUAUUGACGAGUGUAAAACCUACCCAAAUGCGUGUGCUCAUGAUAAACAUAGUUAUUGUGAAAAUAUUCGCGGUGGCUAUACAUGUUUAUGCAACGAAGGUUACGAAAAUUACGGAGCUGGCUGCUACGGAGACAAUAUUUAUGAAAUUUAUGAGGACGAUAUAAAAUCUUCUACAAAAGAAAAUACUUAUGAAUACGAUGAAUGUAGAAAAGAUGGGAAUGAAUGUGAAUGCGCAGUUCGAACUUCUACAGGCAAAAUAUGGGAGGAAGAUUGUUAUUAUAAUCCAAAAUUAUGUGGCGAUCAUGCUUCUUGCAUACGAUCUAGAAGUGAUCCAGGUUUAUUUGAAUGCUUAUGCAAUUCUGGUUUCUAUGGCGAUGGAAAGCUUUGUAAAAAGGAGCAUUGUCAAAUAAAACCAUCUAUGUGUGAUACAAAUGCUAAUUGUCGGCCGUUUAAUGGUAGUUUUACCUGUGUUUGUAAUCCUGAAUAUCGUGGAAAUGGAACUUUAUGCCGAUUGCGCCGAGACUAUGGGGCUACUGAGUUUUUAGCUUGCAUUCGGCGUGAUGGCUUCAAAAUCGUACGCGUAAAUUUGGAUGAACAAGUUAUUUCUACGGUUGGUGAAUAUGAAUAUGCCAAUAAAUUUGGAUUUGACAUAGAUUGCGUUGAAAGACGCGUCUACUACUCAGUAGAGCGCAAAAUCAAGAGCACAAAUUUUGACGGCACAGAUAUUCGUGAUUUUAUAACUAAGGAAAUCCGUUCGCCAUUCGGAAUUGCAAUUGAUUCUGUAUCUAGACGUAUAUAUUGGAGUGACGAUUAUAGAAAGACAAUAGAGGUAGCUAGCUUGGACAAUCCGAAGAUGAGAACUGUAUUGCUACAUGUAAAUACAAAUUUUAAUCCACCUACAUACAUUGCCGUCGAUCCAAUUAGAGGAAAACUUUAUUGGAUAACUGGUAGCCAACAAUUACUCAGUUUUAAAUUAGAACAAUCAAGAAUAGAAAUGUCUGAAUUGGACGGCACCGAUCGUGAGAUUCUUUUCGAUUUUCCAAAGAAAUCUAUAACCAGUUCGUUGGUCUUACUUCCAAACAGUGAAGAGCUGUGCUUUGUCACUCAUGAUUAUUAUGAUGGUUCACAAAUACAAUGCAUAAAAACGAAUUCGAAGGAGAUACGAACUGUUGCGAUGAAUUUGUCAAACAUAGAUGCACUAACUGCCACAGAUGAAAGUUUCUAUUGGACUGAUCACUAUUCGAUGACGCUUGAACGUCUCGAUUUUCAUGGCACCCGUCAUCCAGCUACACCUUUUAUAGAACAUAUGGAAAGCUCAGUUUUUUUUAUUAAAGAUGUCGAUUACAAUUGUCUUCAAGGAUUUAAUCCAUGCCAAAUAAAUAAUGGUGGAUGUCCAUUGGGGAGCAUUUGUUUGCCAAACCGAAACUCAUCAUCUAAGAAAAGUUGUAAAAAAUUAAAGAAUUUUUAAUUAAAUAUUUUAUUUUUGACUUUUUUAAAGUUUUAUGUUGUAACAAUGAAUUACUUAACUACUAAUAAUAUGCUACUAAUCUAUGGUACUAUCAUGGUGAGUGAUAGUACCAGUGGUCUAAAACCUGGCCAAAAAUAUUUGGGCACAUUUUUCACAUCAAAUAGGUACCAAAUGACUAAAAAGUUAUUUAGAAAGAACAUUUUUCAUUUUCUUGGUAUAGUAAAACCCACUUAAGUGCUUACCUCCCGAUUAGCCGUGAACAAAAAUUAUUAAAAAUCAAAAAAUGCACAUACAGUCCUGUGACCUGUGCUAUAACUUUUCCGAAAGCUCGUUGUUUGUACUUUGUUUUGUUUUUUGACUCAAGUUGUUUCAUGAGUUUUUUAGAAAUUAAGUUUUAAAGAUGAAGUUUAGAAAAAUUUUUUUUUUGUUAAUUAAGUCAUUCUGUAUAAAAUUUUGCAAUAUCAUGGACCUUUUUAAUCAUUAAUUAAUGACCUGGUAGUUUUAAGUCAAAUACUAAAGAAUUCAUUCUAAUAAAUAACAAAGUUCCUAAAAAAAUAAAAAAAAAAAAACGGAUUGCUCACUUCAAAUUUCAAGGUGUGUUUAAUAUUUUAUCGCUGAAUGUGCACUAAUAAAGUUCUGAUGCAAAAAAUUGUUAACUAUUAUCGUCGUUCUUUUGUUUAUUAAAAUAAAAUGCGCGAAAAGAUUUCA
This is a messenger RNA of Episyrphus balteatus (marmalade hoverfly), 5057 nucleotides long. Its product is annotated as nidogen-like. Gene Ontology annotation, biological process: cell-matrix adhesion. The record is from RefSeq and is a predicted model, not a curated record. The transcript has 10 exons. Bases 1128 to 4349 code for a protein of 1073 amino acids. Gene Ontology annotation, molecular function: calcium ion binding. NCBI's taxonomy places the organism in Eukaryota, Metazoa, Arthropoda, Insecta, Diptera, Syrphidae.